Messenger RNA from Pochonia chlamydosporia 170, 972 nucleotides. RefSeq names its product hemolysin-III family protein. Gene Ontology annotation, cellular component: membrane. The transcript has 2 exons. Gene Ontology annotation, molecular function: signaling receptor activity. The coding region runs from base 1 to 972 and encodes 323 amino acids. NCBI's taxonomy places the organism in Eukaryota, Fungi, Ascomycota, Sordariomycetes, Hypocreales, Clavicipitaceae. The record is from RefSeq and is a predicted model, not a curated record.
AUGGAAUCCAUCAGUGACACUGCAUCCAAGGCCAGCAAUGGAGGACGCCCAGCUCUUCUUUUGUUCGAUGAGAUGCCGGAAUGGUUCCGACGUGAAUCUAACCAGUGGGUUCUUCAUGGCUAUCGGGCCAUCUCAGGCUCGGUUCACGCUUCGUUCUGCAGUUGGUCGUACAUCCACAACGAGUCGGUCAACAUCUAUUCCCACCUCAUCCCGGCCAUUCUCUUCCUACUCGGGGAGGGGUAUAUCCAGCAGUACCUUGCCAGCAGGUACUCCGGGGUCACUGGCGCCGAUUUCAUUGCUUUCUCCAUCUUCAUGCUGACAGCCGUCACAUGCCUGUCGUUGUCGGCGACAUACCACACCUUGAUGAACCAUUCCCAACACAUGGAACAUUUCUGCCUGCGACUGGACAUGCUGGGUGUAGUGAUCUUCAUACUGGGCGACCUUGUCUUGGGAAUAUACAUGGUUUUCUGGUGUGAGCCUUUGCCUCGCAAUAUCUACUGGUCUAUGGUUAGUUUAUCUCCACGUAUUGGAGUUUUCGGGAUGUUGACCAUCUUCAUGACAACGCAUCCCAAGUUCCAAGGCCCAAAGUAUCGCCUGUUCCGAGCAUUGAUGUUCGUGGCGACUGGUUUGUCCGGUGUUGCGCCCUUGAUCCAUGGUCUCAAUCUUUUCGGCCUGUCGCUGAUGAUCAGAAAAGCUUUUCCCUAUACUCUGGCAAAAGCAGGCUGCCUUCUAUCUGGGACUUCCAUUUAUGCAGUGAGUCUCCCAAUUGCACACACAACAGAGAAAUUGACCCUAAUACAUGUCGUUCUGAAGACCAGGUUUCCCGAAAGUCGAUAUCCCGGCAAAUUCGACCUAUGGGGCUCCCAUUCGAUCUUUCACAUCCUGGUGGUAUGCGCUGCUGUGGUCCAGUUGAUGGGGUAUCUGGAUGCCUUCGACUAUGCUCACGCAAAUCUCACUUGCUCGUCUCUUUGA